This is a messenger RNA of Helobdella robusta, 960 nucleotides long. RefSeq lists its product as hypothetical. Gene Ontology annotation, biological process: inner mitochondrial membrane organization; cardiolipin acyl-chain remodeling. Gene Ontology annotation, cellular component: mitochondrial membrane. Lineage: Eukaryota; Metazoa; Annelida; Clitellata; Rhynchobdellida; Glossiphoniidae. The transcript is spliced from 9 exons. Bases 1 to 960 code for a protein of 319 amino acids. The record is from RefSeq and is a predicted model, not a curated record. Gene Ontology annotation, molecular function: 1-acylglycerophosphocholine O-acyltransferase activity.
AUGCCUCUAUCUGUCAAAUGGCCGUAUUCUCCGAUUGGUCAGUUUUCUUUCGGCUGGAAACUGGCCAGUAGAUUGACCAUGGGAGCUGUGGGACUGACUUCCAAAUUUUUCAUUGACUUCCUGAACAGAACAAAGAUAUAUAAUGCACAUGUUCUCCAUGACAGCAUAGAAAAUCGACCGAAAGAUCGACCAUUAAUAACAAUUUGCAAUCAUCACUCAUGCCUUGAUGAACCUCUUAUUUGGGCUCUCUUGAAAUGGAAACAUCAUAGCUAUCGAAAUGACUUGAUGAGGUGGACUACAGGUGCGGCCGACGUGUGUUUCAACAAGGAGUGGCACUCCAAGUUCUUCGCCCUGGGACGUACCAUUCCACUCGUCAGAGGGGACGGGGUCUACCAAAGGAGCAUGGACUUUGCAGUGCAGCUUCUCAAUCAGGGUGCCUGGGUUCAUAUCUACCCUGAAGGAAAAGUGAACUUAACUCACAGGCACAUGAGAUUGAAAUGGGGCAUCGGCCGCCUGAUAGCCGACUGUCAAAUGACGCCCAUCGUGAUUCCAUUCUGGCAUUUGGGUUGCAUGGAUGACAUACUUCCAAACACACGACCAUACAGAUUAAAAAUGUUCAAAAAAUUGUCAGUCCUGAUUGGCCAGCCAAUGGACCUCAAAGAAACCAUCGACCAAUUAAAUAAGUCCAAGGCUACACCUGUGGAGAAACGAAAAGUCCUGACUGACAUGAUCCAGUCGGAAUUCCGGAAGUUAGAGGAAGAAGCCAAGUCGCUGCACUAUGCCAGGAGUGGGAGGGGACUUAAAUUUCACACCACCGAUACCAUUGUAAAUAGUAGUAGUAAUAAUAAUAAUAAGAAUAAUAAUAAAAAUAAUAAUAAUAAUAAUAAGAGUUCUAGGAGCGACACAAAAUGUGAUAGCGUCGACUUGAGUGUCCUGAAAAGCGACGAUCGUCACGUUUAA